AACGAAACGGUGGUUCCGGACGGAACGACGGUGUAUUUUUGAACGGUGCAAACCUCCUUCCCUGGCAAAGCAUGAACAAUUCAAACCUCCGCGACGCUUUCCAAGUGCUUACCAACGAAGCUAAAGAUUUGUUCCUUCCUGCCAGCAUACCGGAAACGUUCGGAAUUCCGAGUGCGCUGGAAUUUGUCCGUGAUAGUGUAGCGAAAAAUUUGCCUCUCAUCAUGCGGGAAGCGAUAAACGAUUGGCCAGCGGUGGAGAAAUGGAACUCUAAAUACUUUCGAGAAACGCUUGCCGACAAGGAGGUAACGGUAGCGAUCACGCCCAACGGCUACGCGGAUGGGUUGGCCUUUCACGAGGAGGAAGAGUAUUUCGUCCUGCCGCUAGAGCAAAGCAUGUGUAUGGAAGAGUUUUUAGACGCUCUCGAUGACAAGAAUCCGGAUGCGAUUCCUUACAUACAGCGCCAAAAUUCAAAUCUUACCGAGGAUUUUCAAGAGCUGUGGAUGGACGUCAACGAAAGUAGUCUUGAUUUUGCUUCAGAAGCAUUCAACAAAAAACCGGAUGCUAUCAAUUUCUGGAUGGGCGAUGAACGGGCAAUCACAUCCAUGCAUAAGGAUCCGUACGAGAACAUCUACUGCGUGAUUUCGGGCUACAAAGAUUUUAUUUUGAUUCCUCCGAUCGAUCUGCACAAUGUGCCCCGGCGCCACUACCCGAUGGGCAUUUACAUGCAGGAAAAUGACGAUAAAAUAGUGAUCGAACCUAUUCUUGAUGAAAUAGGUAAACCACGGCUCAUCGAAUGGGUUAGUGUCGAUCCGCUGGAACCGGAUUUGGAACGUUUUCCGUGUUAUGCCGAUGCGACGACGUACGAAAUACGGUUAAACGCUGGUGAUCUGCUGUAUCUGCCCAGUCUUUGGUAUCAUCACGUACGUCAAAGCCACAAAUGCAUUGCGGUCAACUUUUGGUACGACAUGGAGUACGAUGCACGCUAUUGUUUCUACAGAAUGAUGGAGAAAUUGUGCAAUUAUGGUCAAUAA
Anopheles maculipalpis is the source of this 1031-nucleotide messenger RNA. RefSeq names its product bifunctional peptidase and (3S)-lysyl hydroxylase Jmjd7 (gene JMJD7). Lineage: Eukaryota; Metazoa; Arthropoda; Insecta; Diptera; Culicidae. The record is from RefSeq and is a predicted model, not a curated record. The coding region runs from base 72 to 1031 and encodes 319 amino acids. The transcript is spliced from 6 exons. Gene Ontology annotation, molecular function: 2-oxoglutarate-dependent dioxygenase activity.